Molecule: messenger RNA, 5873 nt
Organism: Echinops telfairi (small Madagascar hedgehog)
Lineage: Eukaryota; Metazoa; Chordata; Mammalia; Afrosoricida; Tenrecidae
Gene: ITPKB
Product: inositol-trisphosphate 3-kinase B
Exons: 8
Coding region: 417-3191 (924 amino acids)
Biological process (GO): inositol phosphate biosynthetic process
Cellular component (GO): cytoplasm; nucleus
Molecular function (GO): inositol tetrakisphosphate kinase activity; inositol-1,4,5-trisphosphate 3-kinase activity
Source: RefSeq, a predicted model, not a curated record
GAGGAGGGCGUGCAGGCCGGCGAGGCGUCGCCAGCGCCCGGCCCCUUCGCACCGGAGCGUGUGGCCUCGUUUGCACUCCCACUUUUUGGCUGGUUUGUUUGUGUCAUCCUCUGGCGAGGAGAUCGUCUCUGGAGCAUUGUACUCUCAGAGCCACUCGUCCCAGCAAAGUCGCGCGCCCCUUGGCUAAGAGAGUCUGCCAGGACCCGGGAGCUCAGCAACUGCAGGGAGCGGCGCGGCGCGCGACUGUUUAUGGAGCUCUGGGCUGGGGCUGAGCCGGCGAUCGUGCCCCGAGCCCGCUGUCCAGGCCAUGCCCCCGCCCCCGCGCGAGGAGCCGCGGCCACCAGGCCUCUGGGGCUGAUCCCGGAGCCCGGAGAAGAAGGGGCGCCCGCGGCGGGCAGCGCGGCGGACCCAGUACUAUGGCUGUGUACUGCUAUGCGCUCAAUAGCUUAGUGAUCAUGAAUAGCACCAACGAGGUAAAGAGCGGUGGCCCCGGCCGGGGCCCCAGCGGUCCCGAGACGCCUGGGUCCCGGGGGCGGACUUUGCUGAGCCCCGGCAGCGUUUUCAGCCCCGGGAGAGGCUCCUCUUUCCUCUUCCCUCCAGCGGAGUCGCUGUCUCUGGAGGAGCCUGGGAGUCCCGGGGGCUGGCUGAACAGCCGGCGCCGGCUGAGCAGUAGCAGCAGCAGCGGCGUGGGCAGUCCAAGUUGGGCGGGUCGCUUAAGAGGGGACGGGCAGCAGGUGGUGGCUGCCGGUCCCGUCUUCUCACCCGGGCCGGAGGAGGCCAGGGGGAAGCUGCGGAUCCUGCAGCGCGAGUUGCAGAACGUGCAGGUGAACCAGAAAGUAGGCAUGUUCGAGGCGCACAUCCAGGCGCAGAGCUCCGCCAUUCAAGCGCCCCGCAGCCCGCGUUUGGGCAGGACUCGCUCGCCCUCCCCGUGCCCCUUCCGCAGCAGCAGCCAACCCCCUGGAAGGGUCCUGGCUCAGUGCAGCCAGAGCGAGGAACGGAGGACAAAGUCCUGGGGGGAGCAAUAUUCAGAGACGUCAGAGACCGACUCGCAGAGGAGAGGAAGGGCUCUCAGUCCGUGCCCCACGAAGGACAAGGAGGGUAUGGUGGCACCUGUCCCCACUCGGGCCACACCGACAGGAUCAGGGGCUCAGGGGCCAGCUACAUCAGCGAGAAUGGAGAAAAGGUCCCCUGACAGUCCCCCCUGUAGCACAGCCAAAACUGUGGACAUUGACCUGAGGGCCUCUCAAAUGAGCUACCAGGCUCUCUCCUUGGGCCUGGACAGAGCGAACUUUGUGGUGACCACAGAAGUGACAACGGGAGCCACUUCCAUUGGGUCACACCGUUCACAAGAUCUUACCUUCAUAGAACUUGGAGGUGCGCAUUCCCAAGAGACUAUGGUGCAAAAGCAGCUGCCUUCUCUGGGCAGUGAGAGAAACCCAGCCGUGGAUAGCAGCUUGCCCAGAGGUGGGGAGCCCCCUGAGAAAGUGGGGAAAGGAAAUCUAUCAUGUGGCAUGCUGGGCUCCAGGGUGCCUGAAGCCCUUGAAAGGCUGGAGGAGAUGACCGUGAACUCGCCAAGCUUGGAGCCCUCUGAGGUCUGGAGGUGGCCAAGACAGGCUGGAAACCUAGGUCCCAAGGAGACCCCAAGUGGCACCUGGCUGGUUGGGGGGCCUCAGCAGAGCUCCCACAAAGGGGAGGAUGAGUCUCCGAGGCUCAGUUUGUUUGGGGGCAGCCACUCCACCCCACUGGGGACCCAGGAGAUGGAGGUGGGGAAGCCCUCUGAAGGAAUGCUGGAGCCUUUGGCCUGUUUGGGAACAAAAGAUCUGAAGGAACCUGGCCUUUCUAGGGUCAGGGUGGGUGUGCAGCCUGGCACCCCCAUAGUUUGUCAGGGGCCCGUGGAAGAAACAGGUCUAACUCGGAGGUGCGACACUGGGAUACAGGCCGAGAACCCUUGGGAGAGCCAGCAGCAGAACAGAGAUGCCCAAGGGAUGCCUGAGCAGCUGUCUGCAGGUCAGAAGGACCCACCUUCCCAGCGGGAGGUCUGCAGCCCCAGUGCUAUCCCUGCUGUCAUCAUUACAGACCUGGGCGAACAGGAGGAAGGGGGAUUGGAGGAAACACAGGGAAGCCCUCGGGGCACACUGCCCCUGAGGAAACUGUCCUCUUCCUCGGCCUCCUCCACGGGCUUCUCAUCCUAUGAGGACUCAGAGGAGGACAUCUCCAGUGACCCUGAGCGCUCCUUGGACCCCAACUCUGCCUUCCUGCAUACCGUGGACCAGCAGAAGCCCAGAGUGAGCAAAUCAUGGAGGAAGAUCAAAAACAUGGUGCACUGGUCUCCCUUCGUCAUGUCCUUCAAGAAGAAGUACCCCUGGAUCCAGCUCGCAGGGCAUGCAGGGAGCUUCAAGGCAGCGGCCAAUGGCCGCAUCCUGAAGAAACACUGCGAGUCGGAGCAGCGGUGCCUGGACCAGCUGAUGACCGAUGUGCUGAAGCCCUUCGUGCCCGCCUACCACGGGGAUGUGGUGAAGGAUGGCGAGCGAUACAACCAGAUGGAUGACCUGCUGGCCGACUUCGACUCACCUUGCGUGAUGGACUGCAAGAUGGGGGUCAGGACCUACUUGGAGGAGGAGCUCACCAAGGCCCGAAAGAAGCCCAGCCUGCGGAAGGACAUGUACCAGAAGAUGAUCGAGGUGGACCCUGAGGCCCCCACUGAGGAGGAGAAGACCCAGCGGGCUGUCACCAAGCCACGCUACAUGCAGUGGAGGGAGACCAUCAGCUCCACGGCCACCCUCGGGUUCAGGAUCGAGGGCAUCAAGAAGGAAGAUGGCUCUGUGAACCGGGAUUUCAAGAAGACCAAGACGAGGGAGCAGGUGACAGAGGCCUUCAGAGAAUUCACGAAAGGAAACCAGAACAUCCUGAUUGCCUACCGGGACCGGCUGAAGGCCAUUCGAGCCACCCUGGAAGUGUCUCCUUUCUUCAAGUGCCAUGAGGUCAUCGGCAGCUCCCUCCUCUUCAUCCAUGACAAGAAAGAGCAGGCCAAGGUGUGGAUGAUUGACUUUGGGAAGACCACCCCGCUGUCCGAGGGCCAGACCCUGCAGCAUGAUGUUCCUUGGCAGGAGGGGAACCGGGAGGACGGCUAUCUCUCCGGGCUGAACAACCUGAUUGACAUCCUGACCGGAAUGGAAGACCCACGAGCCUGAGCACCUCCGCCCGCCCCCACGGCCGCUCUUGCCUUAUCUCUCUCCCUCUCUCCCUCUCUCCCUCCCUCCCUCCCUCCCGGGAUCAAGCCCAUAACUGACCCUCCCAAACUGCACUGUGUAGACGAGGGGAAGAGGUAAGGUUUCCUCGGGGAAACCUAACAGGAGGGCUUGGGUGUCAGGUUCUCAUGGGUCUUUGUACAUAGGACCGCCGGCUAGAAAAGAAACACCCAGACCUGGGGCUCAGCCUCCUGUUAGAGCCCAGGGGAGGCUGCUGGGGAUGCCUCUGGGGGGCCCUGGAAUAAACAGGCCUACUGGGCUGAACCGUGGGGCCUGCUGCCCCCUGGUGACCAGUGUCGCUAGUGCAGCCCCUCUCUGCUGCCACCUUCCAGGCUGAGGUUCAGGGAGCCAGGCCUUGUGAUCAUGGGGACACAAGACCUUUCAGGGAGCCUUUCAUUGACCAUUGACGGGGGAAGGUACCAUCCCAUUGGCAACUCGGAUUGGUCUCAGCAGGAAGCGCGCCCAUUCAGGGCGGAAAGCCCCCAGUUGGGGGCCUGAUCCAGGAAGACAAAAGCGGGAUGGAUGUCCUCAGACCCAGGCCUCCCAGAGUGAGGUGGCAGGAGCGGUCGCAUUCCAUCUAUGGCCACUGCCCAUGGGCUCAGCGGGCACCCGGGCAUGGCUGCCUGCCCUGCGGCAAGGUCCAGAGGGCUGGUGGAGGGUAGGGGCAGACACAGACCGCGAGAGGAAGGCAAAGCCCUCAGUGACUGGACUCUAGGCCAGGAGGAGACUCUUCCCCUCGCUCCCCCCCCCCACGCUCCUUCAGAGUCACCAAUCCCCAGGGAGGCGUCUCGACACCCCCCCCCCCACUGUGAGAAGCCGGUUGGCACAUUUUGCAGCCCCAAAUCACUGAGACCUGUGCUUCCCGAGUGGGGUGAGGGCGGGGAAGAGGGGACUUUCUCCCAAAGAUUGGCGGGAAACUAACUUUGAACCUUGUUUAAAUUGUAAGGCCAAGUCUGCAUUAUUUGGGAGAAUGUAAGACUUGCAUGGCGUUCUCAGAAAGGCACUCCUGACCCUGUUGCUGUAUGGAGCGGUGUCCCCAGAUUCACAGGGCUUGCCGCAGCGCAGGGGCUGCCAGCUGUCGGGGGUGGGGGGCAGGGCAGGAAGCUGCUUCAGGAGGUGUGGCCAGAGGGGGUGGUUCCUGGGACACCCAUCCCAUCACCCCAGGAUCACAGAGGGGGAACCCUGACUAGUCCACGUGACACCUUUUCCCUUUCCUGUUAGGUGAGCGACUGAUGGGAGGGCGUGGGAGGUGGGACGCAGCAAGGAGGCGGAAGCACACCUUUCUGAAAAGGAAACCACUUUUGAACUUCCCAGCUCUUGUUCAGAAUCGUGGUGCGCCCCUUCUGCCCAAAGUCAGACAUAGCCCAGUGUGCUGAGCUGAGUUGGAGAGCCUGUGGGCUGGGGGUAGGCGAUCCUCCCUGAAGGAGGGGCGGCUCUGGUUGCAAGCUGCAGUCAGGCCCCUCCCUGUGCAUUUGGAGGGACCUUGAGGGUCUGUGCCUCAGCCAGCUGCAGAAAGACUGUUGUUGAUUCAGACAUAAAGAUUCUAUGGCCCUGGCCAGCCAAAGGCUACCUUUGUUACCUAGGAAAAAUGUCUGCUAAAGCAACCGAAUGAUAAGAACAACAACAAAAAAGAAGGGACCAGCUGAGCGAAUUUAAGAGAACACACUUUCUAAGCCCUUUAAGCAGGUGCCUGGUGUUUGCAGACAAUGUGCUAUCUGCAAAUAGUCAUUGAGUUUUAGGAGGUCCGGGGCAGGGGCAGGGCCUCCUAUUGGCAAUAUUUUGCUUUGGACCGUGUAUGUAUAUGAAGGUGGUAUAAAGUGAUAUCUUUUUAGGGUCAGUCUAUUAAUUUAGAUUUUUUUAAAAUGUAUCUACCAUGCUAGUUCUCUCCCAUGUGUACCCUCUUUCAACCCGUUCCACCCCAGGCCCCAGCUCUGACACCCAGCACCUCCCCCACGGGUCUCCAGCAGGGAGCAAUGGCUCCCUGGCAUGGAACUUCCCUGCUCAGCCCUGGUUCUGAAAGAUCUGGGGGUGCUGGGGAUGGGUCUCCAGGUAGGGGGAUAUCCUGUGAGUGCCAGGCCCUCCCAUCCUGCCCUCGCUGUCUUGCUCUGGGGCCCUGAGGAGCCCAGUACUAACUUGUCCCGAGGACAGCAGGUAUCCUCGACUGCUCUGCCAGACUUGCUUUUUAGUGUCAUAUAUGAAGGUUUUAAGUUAUAUUUAUUUUGUUGGUUUUUUAAAUUGCACAAAACACUAAGACUGAACGGCUGUAUUUUCGUUUUCCUUUAAAGCUUUGCUUUCUCUCCUUUCCCACUUGGUGGAAAGAGCUAGAAGCAGCCUCUGCCCCCCCCCACCCAAAUGGACUGUUUCCUUCGUGGUCUGGAUUUAGCUUGGAGUUCUUUGGGUCCGGUUAAUCCCCACAUAUCUCUCUCCCCUGGCCAUGACUGGGGCAGAGGCCGGGGGUCUGCCCACGGCUGGUGCACUGACCGCCACUUGGAGGGGCUUUCCCCAGAGGGGCUCUCCAACCUCUCUGGGCCUGGCUUCCCGAGGGAGUUGGAGCACCACACACAGUGCCUGUCAAACAGACUGCAUAUGCUCUGUACCUACCCGAAUAAAGGCCCCAAGACCACA